Molecule: messenger RNA, 918 nt
Organism: Helianthus annuus (common sunflower)
Lineage: Eukaryota; Viridiplantae; Streptophyta; Magnoliopsida; Asterales; Asteraceae
Product: peptide methionine sulfoxide reductase B1, chloroplastic
Exons: 5
Coding region: 146-739 (197 amino acids)
Biological process (GO): protein repair; response to oxidative stress
Cellular component (GO): cytoplasm
Molecular function (GO): peptide-methionine (R)-S-oxide reductase activity
Source: RefSeq, a predicted model, not a curated record
AUCAUGAAACACAUGAAUUGGACUGAUCCAUUAACCACAUGGUUAGAACUCUGCCAUUUGUCAAAACCAUAUCCAUACAUUCCACACCACCAAACUCAUCUCAUUCACAAGGCCCAAACUACUGUAAACUCAUCUAAUCAAAACAAUGGCGGCGUCUCAUUCUUUAACUUCCACCAAUUUCAGACUCCCACUUAACAACUUAUCCUCCAAACCCCAGUUAAAUUCUGCUAAUCGAUUGGAAUUCAGUCUACCCACCACCAGAAGUUGUUCAUCGAUUCGUGCUAUGGGUUCUUCCUCUUCUUCAUCGCAAAAACCAGACACAACUAAUCAACAAGAGACAGGAAACAGGGAUUAUAAAUCUGUUAGUGAUCAAGAAUGGAAGACAAAGCUAACCGGAGAACAGUUCUAUGUAACUCGACAAAAGGGAACCGAGAGGGCCUUCACUGGGGAAUACUGGAACACAAAAACCCCUGGGACUUACCAUUGCAUCUGCUGUGACACUCCACUAUUCCAGUCAACCACUAAAUUCGAUAGUGGAACGGGUUGGCCAUCGUAUUAUGAGCCGAUAGGAACAAAUGUGAAGUCAAAACUCGAUCUUUCAAUCAUAUUUAUGCCCCGACAAGAAGUUUUAUGUGCGGUUUGUGAUGCUCAUCUUGGUCAUGUGUUCGACGAUGGACCUCCGCCCACCGGAAAACGUUACUGCAUCAACAGUGCUUCCCUGAAAUUGAACCCAAAGUAAAAGACAAGAUUGUUCAGUGUAUAAGAAAAACUAGUUGGUGUGUGAUCAAUGUAUUCUUCAUUUCACAUGUAUCUUUUUGCAGUCCAUAAUACAUAUACAAACGGUUAUAAAAAUAAGUAAUGUUUAAUACGAGAAUGUAUCAAUAUUUGAACAUUCCUACCUAUAAAUUGCUUUAAUGA